ACGUACAUUCAGGUAGAAUCGUACACGUGACCUCAGUUGACAUGUUUUGCCGGCCUCUUGCUCAGGUGAUAAGCAGGCAUAACAUUUGCAUCUUGAAAUCUUACGGAAAACCACACGUUAAACCGUCUCUCAAAGGAUGACCUAAAGGAGACCGGCUAUUAAAUUAAUUCUAUGCUAGGUGAUUCAGCACACAAUAUCAUACGAGAAACCCACCUUAAGACGUCUGUCGAAGGAGAAACUAAAGGAGAACGUCUGUGUAUCAAUAUUUUGUCUAAACAUUUCUUAAGGUGCUGUCAAGGAGGAUUUGUUGAACACUUGGCAACCAAGUAUUAUCAGAGGUGAUUCUAACUGCUGGUUGUCAUGGCAACUGUCCAAGAGAAAUUAAUGACGAAAGUCUAUGAAGAGGAGCGUGCAGCCCCAUCUAAAGUGACAGUUGUUGGUGUUGGACAAGUGGGGAUGGCUUGUGCUUACAGCAUUAUGCAGCAGGGUAUUUGCCGCGAACUGGCUUUGAUUGAUAUGAUUGAAGAUAAGCUGAAAGGGGAGAUGUUGGACUUGCAGCAUUGUCAGCGGUUUGUCAAGAACGUCAGCAUUCAUGCGAGCACUGAUUACGCUGUUAGCGCAAACUCCAACUUGUGUAUUGUGACAGCGGGCUCACGUCAGAAAGAGGGCGAAAGCAGAAGGGAUCUGGUACAGAGAAACGUCAACAUCUUUAAAGCAAUCAUUCCACAGCUGGUGAAACACAGCCCGAACACCAUUCUGAUGAUUGUCUCAAACCCAGUGGACAUUUUAACUUAUGUGGCUUGGAAAAUCAGCGGACUUCCCCAUGAGCGCGUGAUUGGAAGCGGAACAAACCUAGACACGGCCCGGUUCCAUUUUCUUAUCAGUGAAAAACUUAACAUCGCACCGAACAAUGUACAUGGAUGGAUCAUUGGGGAGCAUGGCGAUGCUAGUGUGCCAGUUUGGAGUGGUGUGAACAUAGCUGGAGUGAAUCUCAAGGAUCUCCACCCAGACAUAGGAUCUGAUGGCGACCUAGAAAAAUGGAAUGAAGUACAUAAGAAGGUCGUGAACAGUGCCUACGAGGUGAUCAAACUGAAGGGUUAUACAUCCUGGGCCAUUGGUUUGAGUGUUUCCACCAUGACUCAAGCGUUGCUAAGGAACCAGAAGAACGUACAUGCUAUUUCCACCCUAGCUAAGGGUUUUCACGGAAUCGAAGAUGACGUGUUUCUCAGCCUUCCUUGCGUCCUCGGCUCCCAUGGUGUCAUGUACGUGAUCAAACAGACUUUGGACGAAAACGAGACAAAGCAACUUCAGACCUGCGCGCGCACAAUGAACGAGCUUCAGCAGAGUCUUCAGUUUUGAGAAUAUAGUAGUUGUCGCUGUAAAAUCAUUACUGUAAGUUAUAUAUAGAAGAUGACGAAGUCAUGAGAGCUGUUCAUAAGUUAUUAUUUGCUAACUGCAGUCCUUCCUUUUUGGAGUCCGUCGCGCGAGUCAAAAAAUUCAGCGAAGCAAAUCAAUGCUAGCGCGCCGCGCCUCAUUCCCAAAAUUCCAAUUCAUUUUUUCAGUGUUUUUUUUUUUUUAUUUUUGGGAAUCGCGCGACGGAUUUUGUCGAAAAGCAGGGACUUUCGUAGUUCACUCUUGCUUCUCCUCAAAAGGAGAGUGAGGAAGAGAAAUUGCUCUAAUUGUAACGAUGGAAUAUAUUAACGUCAGCUUGUUGUGCUCAACUGAGUCUGUAGAUGUACUACCGUGACUUAAAAUUUAAAUAAAGCGAAAGCGAAACAAAACUUUA
This is a messenger RNA of Stylophora pistillata, 1786 nucleotides long. RefSeq names its product L-lactate dehydrogenase. The record is from RefSeq and is a predicted model, not a curated record. Gene Ontology annotation, biological process: pyruvate metabolic process; lactate metabolic process. Lineage: Eukaryota; Metazoa; Cnidaria; Anthozoa; Scleractinia; Pocilloporidae. Gene Ontology annotation, cellular component: cytoplasm. Gene Ontology annotation, molecular function: L-lactate dehydrogenase (NAD+) activity.